Molecule: messenger RNA, 940 nt
Organism: Prorocentrum cordatum
Lineage: Eukaryota; Dinophyceae; Prorocentrales; Prorocentraceae
Source: the annotation of a GenBank genome assembly
AUUUGAUACACCGCCACCCUCCCUUGAAGGCACAGAGGGAACUCUUCGGCGGGUGUUAGUGUAUAUAUUUUCCUGGCGUAGCGCCUGCCCAGAUCUUUUGGAGUUUCUGGAGCUGCACGCCUGCUGUGGCAACGGGCAUGUUCAAGCAUGCCACCGACGCCUGUGAAUCCCAAGUGCGCCGGCUCAGUCGAGGUCCGCUCGUCGAGCACGGGGAGGCCCGCGCCUGCGAACCCGCGGUCAAGCGGGAGUUCGCCGACGAGUGCGACACGGUCCAUGGUGCGGACCCCGUGGAGAUCGACAAGAAUUCCUUCACUGAACACGGGAAGGACCACCUACGUCUCCGAGUCCAGCGGCGCUAUUCUGACCGAGUCCCCGUGCAUCGAGCAGGGGGAGGAGCACGUAACCCAGAACGCCACAGCUAUGCUCGUGCUGGAUGUGGAGGUCGCUGCCAAAGCUGCCGUGAAGAAUUUUAUCGACUGCACGGUCGAGGAGAGUGUUGGCGGUAAGGUGCCCUGCUGGACGCACCUGGGCAUCGACGGACAAAAGAGCCCUUCGAAAAUUACGACGACUACGGAGUCCAGGCCGUGGAGAGACGUUUCCAGCAAUUCGUCUCCAAUCGCAAGAGCGUCCAGGAGAUGCAGAUUUUUGACCGGCGGUUGAGCGCCAGCUUCAAUGCCAUGACUGUCAAUUUCCUGGGCGCAGCCGAGAGGCAGAAUGUACACCAAGCUCUUGCGCGCGCAGCGAAGGGCACGUGAGCGCGUAGGGGCAAGUGAGUGGGUUGACGAAGCCCUUUUUACUCCCUCUCCUCCCCCUUCCACUUCCCUCUGCGCAGAGUCAGGUUGUUGUCAGGCAGAGUUCGCAGUCAUGUCCGGUUCUUCCCCGAGUCCCAGCGUCGGUGGAGGCACAGGCUGUCAUCUCAUGCGGUGCCGGCCGUCUCGUG